UGUUGUGUUAUUCCCUAAAGCUUUCCCUCCAUCACUUGAACUUGCUUUUUCUGUCUUGCUCAUCAGACCUGGUUUUCUUCUUUCCUUAUUACGGACCUCCUUGCUUCCCUGCUUUCCUUCCUUCAACCCCUACUCACUUUUAAAUUUGGCAUUCCCUUGACUAAAAUGAUUUGCAAUUGUGAAUGCUACAACAAAACAAAAACAAGGUCAUUCCCGUAUUUGCAGAUUUUGGGGGUGUUAAGUGCGGAGAUCCCAGUUUACUCGUGUUCGAUCCCCUACCUAGUCACAUUUGUUAAACGUGUAGUUUAAAAGUGCAGAGUAGAGACUGUGACUUUUUGUAUAAUUCUGAAAAUUACAAAAAAACAAAAAACAAAAAAAAAACAUUGUAUUUAGUUUGCUCUUCCUUGGGUAAGCUUAACUUUAUUUUUUCUUUAAUAUUACCUGGAUUGGAUUUUCAUUGGACUUGAACUGAUUACCUUUCAUUUGAGAAGGGAAAAGGUGUAUUCUAGAACUUUUGACCGGUAGUGUACGACACGCGGUCCAGCGUAAAAACAUGAUGCCCAGUUUGAGCAUUGAAACGGUCUGUCAGAACGGUACCAAGAUGACAAUAUUCUUAAUAACGAGACAAAUAAAAAACAUAACACACGUAAUAUAUCUCCGAAUGAUCAUUCAUGAAUUGUUUAAAAUCAGAGUUCGAAGAGAACAGAUAAUGCACCAAUGGAUCGAGCCGUGCGCUCUUCUAUCGAUUAUUACGCCUGUCGUCAAGGGGGAACGUGACGCGCUCGCCUUGGUUUCGGACAACUGCGCAUGCGCAGAGCCAGAAGAAAAAAGCUGAUUUCUCGUAAUGGUGUCGUCCUAGCAAACAUGUAAGCUUUCCGAACGCCGAUGGCAAGAUGCACCACGAAAAGAAAAGAAGCAUGGACGACACCUGGUCCGCUGCCGAGCUGAAAAGACGACUUUCCAGGAGGAAGGAACAGGAACGCGACACAAAGCAGCACCGCGGUGGGGAAUCCGCGGAGAGACGCCACAGGGACUCGCGAGGGGACAGAGACCACAGAGACCGUCACGGAGAGAGACGGGACUCGGGCGCAGAGGAGAGACGCGGUGACCGGGACGCGAGGGCGGAGCCAGAAAGGCCGGAGGACGCGAAUAGGCGUGCGCGCGACUCCAGAGAGGGCAGAGGCAAGCGGGAUAAAGGCAGGCCGAAGGAGGGACCCCAGGAGGAGGAGGACAGACUCAAGAGGAAGGAGGACAGAGAAAGACGGAGGGAGGAACGGGACAGGAGGAGACACGAGGAGAGGAGGGACGACCACGACGGACGAGAAAGGCACGAGGACAGGAAGCAGUCGAGGGAGGAAAGAGAGCAAUACCGAAAACAAAAAGAAGACCGAGAAAGGAGACACAAGGAGAGAGCCUGCCGCGAUGAAAAGCCGAGGCGCGAGAGAGAGGAGGAGGGAGCCGAGGAAGAGCGAGCCGAGAGGGAACGACGCAGAGAAGCCGUCGAGAGACGGCACAGCAGCUCCAGGGAAUCCAAAGCCAGUCACCGCCAUGACACUAAAACUAGCAAAGCUGAGGAGGAUGUGAUGCAUUCAGGGAACGUGGCAGCUAGAGACGCACAAGACCCAGUAGCCGAGGAUGAACCUUCACAUGAGUACGAAGAUGACUUCGAGGAUUACGAAGAGGAUUUCGAGGAACUAGACGAGGACGACAAGGACGGCGAGGAAGAGAACGGGAAUGCGGAAGUGGGCGAGGAGGUUAAAGCCAUCCAGAGAGCCAUGGGUGAAGAGAAUGAACGAGUCCGGGCAUCUUUUUCUACUUUUAGCAAAGAGGAGGAAGAAGGAAAAGAAAAGCCUGAAUGGUCCAGAGUGAAGCACUCAGACGAGAAGGAGAGUCGAGGCUCCCAGCGAGGAAAGUUCAUCGACUUUGUGGCGGCGAAGCAGCGAGAAGUCAGCAAGAAAGUCGCCAUAAAACAAAGGAAGCGCAGUGCGGAGCUGCUUCGCUUAAUUGAUCUGGAUUUCUCCACCACGUUUUCCCUUCUGGAUCUACCUCCUGUCAGCGAAUAUGACAUGUACAUUAGGAACUUCGGAGCCGCAAACACAAAGCAGGCUUACGUCCAGUGUAAUGAGGAAAAUGCCGACCGGGACAUCCAGACUGAGGAGGUGGACUUAAGUGACAAGUGGACUCAGCAUCCCGCAGAGCAAAGCGGGGCCUGUGGCGAUCCAAACCAGUCACAUGAAACUGGAAAAAUGAUCGGGAUGAACUUCGAUUCGAGGCGCCUGGCCGCGUUCCUACGUGCCGCCUCCCAGGUGAUGUCCGUGCUGCUGGAGGAGGAUCACGCCGAGAGGAGUUCCUUCCAGGGCCGGACGGCACAAAAGGACGCUCUGUCGUUCAGCGACGGAAGUCUGCAACUCAACACCGACUUGCCUUUCCUCCGCGGUCGCGCCGUCAGCCGGGUGCUCUUCUCUCAAGCGCAGAGGCACAGGCUCCUGUCGGUCCACGAGCCCUCAGCAUCGACCGGCGACGUCGUGCGGCAUCGCGGCUGCGCCGUCAUCUGCGUCUGGAACAUGUGGGAGCCAUCCAGACCGCAGAAGAUCCUGCUCUGUGAAUCAGAGGUGCAGUGCUGCUGUUUCAGCCCGGGAAAGGCAACGUUGGUGUUCGCCGGCACGCGCAUCGGCUCCGUGGCGCUGUGGGACCUACGGGAGCCCGACGGCAACCACCAUCGCUUGAAGGUGGGCGAGGACGAGUGGACCUUCAGACGGCCUACCUUUUCCACCGAUGCAGUGCCCUCAGUCCAUUUCUCAUCAGUGACGUCCGUCGAGAUUGUUCCCACCACUGUUGCCGGAGGGGCGGGGCCAGAGGCGGUCUUCUUAGCGUCUGAGGAAGAGUUGUUGGGAUUGUCGUUCCAGUUGGCUUCGAUGGACGACAACGGGCUGUUGAAUCUUUGGGUGGUAGUGCAACUCCCAAAAGCCAACGAGGCGGGCUCCCAGACAGAUCUCGGUCUGAGGCCGGGUGGCAAAGUGAAGCUGCUCCACAGCUCGGCCUGCGUGACGGCCAAAGGGGUUUCGCCGUCGCACGCGGACAAAACAGGACCGCCGCAGUCGCUUCAUUUAAAAUUUCUCCCCACUGACCCCAGCCAUUUCUUCAUCGGCACCAAUAUGGGUCUGGUCAGUCACGGCACCACUCAGGGUUUGAAAGCCCUGCCCAAGUGCUACAGCUCGCAGCAGCUUGCCACCCGCCUUGUUGAUGUCACCGCCAUCCAGUUUUCUCCUUUUAGGCCACACUUGUUUUUGGUGGGCUGCAGCGACGGGAGUGUGCGGCUACAUGAGGUCAGCCGUGACAAACCGGCGGCCGAGUGGACGGACGGCACUGCCGGCGAGGAGGUGGUCUCGUUGCAGUGGAGCCAGACCAGGCCGGCGGUCUUCUGCGUGCUGGAUGCUGCGUCCCGCCUUCACAUUUGGGACCUGUUGAAGAGCGACACGGCGCCUGUGGUUACAGAGCAAUUGGACGCUGACAGGCUGACGGCCAUGGCUGCAUUUGGAGAUGCGGGACAACAGAACACAUAUUCAGGAAUAGCGACAGCACACCACUCGGGUAAAAUAGAAAUGCACUAUUUCACAAGGGAAUUCGCCAUCCGAAGUGGUCACGAAGAAAACGCAUUAGAGGGAAUGAUUGUAGAAUCCUUUUGAAACACUUGAAGGACCUUUAUUGUCAAUUGGGACUCAUGACACAAAUAGAUUGUGUAUAUUUUUUAUAGUGUAUAGUUACACAAACAUAAACUUUUACUGUGUACUAGUAUGAGCGAAUGGCGAGGGUUUGUUACAUCGUGCAUCUGUUGGUCUGUGUAUGCACACACACA
Phyllopteryx taeniolatus (common seadragon) is the source of this 3856-nucleotide messenger RNA. It is a transcript of the gene dync2i1, whose product is annotated as dynein 2 intermediate chain 1. The transcript has 23 exons. Gene Ontology annotation, cellular component: cytoplasmic dynein complex. Gene Ontology annotation, molecular function: dynein light chain binding; dynein heavy chain binding. The record is from RefSeq and is a predicted model, not a curated record. Gene Ontology annotation, biological process: intraciliary transport. Lineage: Eukaryota; Metazoa; Chordata; Actinopteri; Syngnathiformes; Syngnathidae. Bases 894 to 3686 code for a protein of 930 amino acids.